Molecule: messenger RNA, 1526 nt
Organism: Solanum stenotomum
Lineage: Eukaryota; Viridiplantae; Streptophyta; Magnoliopsida; Solanales; Solanaceae
Product: probable serine/threonine-protein kinase PBL7
Exons: 5
Coding region: 149-1381 (410 amino acids)
Biological process (GO): protein phosphorylation
Molecular function (GO): ATP binding; protein kinase activity
Source: RefSeq, a predicted model, not a curated record
CUUUCUCUCUUUUAAAGUAAGGCAAAAAAAAAACUGAGAGUUUUGUAACUCUUAAAUCAUUUAUUAUUAUUAUUUGAGAAAAAAAGAAGAAGAGAAAAAUAGUUAGUAAGAAAGUGAGAGUAGAUAUAUUUUUGAAGAAAUUAAAAUCAUGGGGUGUUUUCCUUGUUCUGGAGAUGGAGAUACAUCAGUGAAGAAACCAGAGAAAAAGAUAUUUCAAACAAGUAGUAAUCAUAAAUACAAAAGGGUUGAACAGCCACAGCCUAAACAAGUAGUUACACCGGUGGCUAGUCAAUUUAAAGUUGUGAAGAAUGAAGAGGGUAAAAUUGCAAAUCGAUCUAUGUCUAAGAAAGAAGGGGGUUAUAGUAACAUCCCUCCCACAGAUGGGAAAACAGGUGGUGCUAAGGCACAGAGGUUUAAAUUCGAUCAAUUAAUAGCUGCAACAGAAGAUUUCAAGGAAGAUUACUUCUUGGGAGAAGGAGGUUUUGGCAAAGUAUAUAAAGGUCAUUUGGUGGAUACUGGUGAGAUUGUAGCCAUCAAACAACUUGAUCCAAAUGGAUGCCAAGGAGUUAGGGAAUUUGUUGUUGAGGUACAGACACUAAGUAAGGCUGACCAUGCUAAUCUUGUUAAACUAAUUGGUUGUUGUGCUGAGGGAGAUCAGAGGCUAUUAGUCUAUGAGUAUAUGUCUCUUGGUUCGUUGGAAGACCAUUUGUUUGACCCCUGGCCAAAUCAAAAACCUCUUGAUUGGAACAUUAGAAUGAAGAUAGCUGCAGGUGCCGCAAGGGGCCUGGAAUAUUUACAUGACAAGAUGAAUCCUCCAAUUAUUUACCGUGAUCUGAAAUGCUCCAAUAUUCUACUUGGUAAGGAGUUCCACCCUAAGUUAUCUGAUUUUGGCUUGGCUAAAGUAGGUCCUAGUGGAGACAAGACCCAUGUUUCCACCAGAGUGAUGGGCACAUAUGGAUACUGUGCACCAGAUUAUGCUAUGACUGGCCAACUGACAUUCAAGUCAGAUAUCUACAGCUUUGGGGUUGUUCUUCUGGAGAUAAUCACAGGCAGGAGAGCGAUUGACUAUACAAAAUCUGCUGCGGAGCAAAACCUGGUUUCUUGGGCAAGACCAUUAUUCAAAGACAGGAAAAAAUUCUACAAAAUGGCAGAUCCAGCACUUGAUGGUCACUAUCCAAUAAGGAGCUUAUACCAAGCUCUUGCAAUUGCUGCAAUGUGUGUCCAGGAGCAACCUAAUAUGCGUCCUCCAAUUGUUGAUAUCGUCACUGCUUUGAGCUACCUUGCCUCCUUAAAGUAUGACCCUGAAAUCGAGCCUCCUAUCCGGAAGUCAUACAAAAGUCAAUCUCCUCAGAAAUCUAUAAACAAUGAAGAAACCUGGUAAUGUGGUGAUGGAAAUGAUACAACAAAGCUUGAGGACUAAAAUAAGAACUGAAACACACACAAAUAGAAGUGGUUGUCAACUUUUUUGUGUCAUAUGUAAACUAAAGAUGCCGCUUUAAAAUCAUAGAUUGGACAUAAUAAAACAA